Messenger RNA from Myripristis murdjan (pinecone soldierfish), 575 nucleotides. Its product is annotated as troponin I, fast skeletal muscle-like. The record is from RefSeq and is a predicted model, not a curated record. Lineage: Eukaryota; Metazoa; Chordata; Actinopteri; Holocentriformes; Holocentridae. Gene Ontology annotation, biological process: skeletal muscle contraction; cardiac muscle contraction. Gene Ontology annotation, cellular component: troponin complex. The coding region runs from base 27 to 545 and encodes 172 amino acids. The transcript is spliced from 6 exons.
GAGUUUGAAACUAAAAACCAGUCAAGAUGUCUGAGGGAAAGAAGAUGACAUCAAGCCGCAGGCAUCAUCUCAAGAGUUUGAUGCUGCAGAUCGCCGCCAGCUGGCUGGAGCAGGAGGCCAAGGAAAUCGAGGAGGCCAAGGAGGCCCACAUGGCAGAGAACUGCCCCGCCCCCGACCUGAGCGGGGACCAGGCCGCCCUCGUGGAAAUCUGCAAGAAGCUGCACCAGGCCAUCGACAAGAUUGAUGAGGACAGGUACGACUCCGAGGCCAAGGUGGCGAAGACGGACAAGGAGAUCGGGGAGCUGAAGCUCAGGGUCCAGGAGCUGGGUGGGGUGAAGAAGCCCGCUCUGAAGAAGGUGCGCAUGUCUGCCGACGCCAUGCUGCAGGCGCUGCUGGGCGGAAAACACAAGGUGACCAUGGACCUGAGGGCCAAUCUGAAGCAGGUGAAGAAGGAGGUGAAGGAGGAGGCUACGGAGGCGGUCGGCGACUGGCGUAAGAACGUUGAGGACAAAGCGGACAGGAAGAAGAUGUUCGAGACUUCCUAAAGACUUUCAGACCACUGCUUUUUCAUUUUC